Messenger RNA from Mytilinidion resinicola, 780 nucleotides. RefSeq lists its product as uncharacterized. Lineage: Eukaryota; Fungi; Ascomycota; Dothideomycetes; Mytilinidiales; Mytilinidiaceae. The transcript has 2 exons. The record is from RefSeq and is a predicted model, not a curated record. Bases 181 to 630 code for a protein of 149 amino acids.
UCUUGAGCCUAGCUCUUGAUCACGAUAUUUAUGCUCACGUGAUUCUUUUGGACUCUCAUCAAUGAACAUUGCCAAGUUUUGUCGAUCAAUGUAAAUUUUCUUUAGUUUUUGGAGGGCACGCAGUACCGUGAAACAUUUGAUGGCGAGGUCAUUUCGCAGCGGAAUUGGACCAGAAUCGCGAUGGAUUCGUGGUUGGACUGGCCCGCUCGAUAUACUUUGCUAGUCUUGUAUCGUGCUCCAGAGAGAGGGCAGCAUGGCGACUAUUGCUCGCUGCGAGAGGCUCCAGAAGCGGCGUGUGUUGGACUGGCAGCCGGCGGAUGUUGUUGGCUGAGGUGUGCUGCAGCCCUACCUAUCACAAAUGUCGGCUGGACGUGGGAGGUGAGGAGGUGCACGGCGCUGCAGGUGGGUGUGAUGGCCGGCGCGGUGAGUGGGCGGUUCGGCGCCGUUUCAAUUCAGUUUCAUUCCUGUAGCGGCUACAGAGUGCACCCUCGCGGCCAACGACUAGGCAUUCGGACCUCGAGCAGACUGUCGCUGGCCGCUGUGCAGACGACCAACGAAGCCUUCACGUUGAGAUUGCCCAGCAGCCCAGCACCGGAGCGUGAUAGUGACCCGCCGUCUCGCCUGCGCUAGACCCAUCGCCAGAGCUUCGACUUCGGUAGUGUGGUAGUACCGCCUCACGCCGCCUUGCCUCACCGACGAGAGCAGCGCCCCCUUCCUCGACGUCGCAACGAAACCACCCGAGGGCACUUCAGACCGGACAUCCAUCGACUAGAGACGCUC